AUGGGAGAUCUCAUAAAGUCAGUGAAUUUUAUGAGUCUUCAGUUCGACGAUUUCAACAAAAAAUUGGAAUCUACACUGACCGAAUUAAAACAGUUAAAAAAAGAAAAUGAAAUCAUAAAAGCAGAUAAUUCACGGCUAUCCAAUGAAAUCCUCGAAAUUAAACACAAAUUGGAUACAAUUGAGCAACAAAACCUCGGAAUUAGCGUUGAAAUAAACGGUAUACCUAAAUCGAAUAAUGAAAAUUGUAUUGCCGUAGUACAAUCAAUUGUUAAACAGCUGAAUAUUAACGCCACAGUCACUGAAGCAACUAGAAUUAUAUUAUCAGAUAACAAAAUCCCGAUAAUAGUAGAGAAACUGGACACAAUCGAUAUGAGGAGAGAUCUAAUACGAGCAAACAAAGUUAAAAAGCUAAAUGCGAAUAUGCUGUCUAAUAAUUGGUCCACAGACAAUAAAAUAUACAUAAAUGAACGUCUAACCAAAGAAAAAAGGAUUCUCUAUUCAAAAACGAGAGCUGCAGCCAAAGUCAGUAAUUUCAAAUUCGUAUGGAUCAACAAUGCAGACAUUCUUGCCAGGAAGGAUGAACAUUCAAAAAUCAUACGAAUAAGGUCUAGUACAGAUUUAAACAAACUAUAA
Sipha flava (yellow sugarcane aphid) is the source of this 633-nucleotide messenger RNA. RefSeq lists its product as uncharacterized. The coding region runs from base 1 to 633 and encodes 210 amino acids. The record is from RefSeq and is a predicted model, not a curated record. NCBI's taxonomy places the organism in Eukaryota, Metazoa, Arthropoda, Insecta, Hemiptera, Aphididae. The transcript has a single exon.